AUGACAACAAGUGUUGGGGAAACUGAAGUCAGGCAGGAAGUAGUAAUCACCACGAUUGUACCUCUCACAGAGUGUUUCUCUGGAGAUAAGUGUAACGUUGUGGACUUCAGACUGCUCGACCUUGUGGGACUCCGUGUUGCUAUAAACUCCCUGGAACCGCCUCAGAACAUCUGUGUUGUACUUGAACUGUGUGACAGUUUCCACGACCCUAUAGCCGCUGGACGUAUAAUCGGUUUGUUUAACUUCCAGGAGGAUUGUAACUCCAGAAAGUGCAAUGUUGAUGAGGUUUGUUACACUGAGUCAUGUGGUCCAGGCGGUGACACGUGUAAGAAUCACGUGGCAAUCAUUGGACCGGGGACUCCCCGUGAGGGUAAAUCAGUAGCGGACAUCGCUGCGGCGCUAGAGUUACCCCAGCUUCUCUACAGUACUGGAAGUAAUUUCUCUGAUCCCCAGAGGUUGGAAUACCUCCAUCAACUGGCGCCCCAGUACCAGCUACAGGUGAAUAGAAUUGUGGAGAUCAUCCAACAUAUGGAAUGGAGGUACGUAGCAAUACUAGCCACGGCUGACACCUACGGAAGUAUUGGAUACGAGCUCCUCAAGAAAAGGUUGGAGGAAAUUCCGAGCAGGGAUAAUGAGGUCGAGAAGAACUGUUGUCUCCAGUUUUCAACUAAAAUGGUUACGUUUAAAAUGGAUAUCGGCGAUAUAGAAGCUCAGUUGAAAGUCCUGGAGGACAGAGUGAAGGUUCUUAUCAUGUGGAUGGAGGGAAAGUAUGCGACCAGAGUUCUGGAUUAUUUCAAGAGAUCAGGUAGAACUGAUACCGUUUAUAUAGCACCAGACGGUUGGUCGGUAAACACUCAGAUUUUACAAAAAUACGAUAACCUCCUGUCUGGCCAUUUUAUCGGUCUGUUUCCGGACUUUGGUGAGAUCGUAGAUACAAACUCAUUGAUACACUCGGACGAUUUUUAUGGUGAAUCAUGCCAUCAGUUUUCAGUCUUGGAUGAGAAGAAAUGCAAGCGUGCAAGGAGUUUGAUCAAGGAGUCUCAAGUUUAUGGAUAUGCUGGAGGGGUCAUUGCAUCUUUGAGGGCUGUUUAUAAAGCACUGAACACAUCAGAUGCAAUGAAUACUGACUUCAGUUUCGGAAAAUUACGAAAAAAUAUGAAUCUUCACUUGAAAACUGAAGCAAAGGCAAGAUAUGGAGAAGAGGGAGUAAAGGUGUAUACCUUACCAAGGAAGAGUAACACACUCAAGCUAGCAACUGAUAUGACGUCAUAUCCACGAGGAAUUAUUUCAACUUGCAGUGACCCGUGUGCCAUAGACCAAUACCGAGUCCUCCUGAAGAAAUCUCCUCGCUGUUGUUUCUCUUGUAAGACAUGCCCGUCCAACAGCAUUGUCAACAGAAGUCGGGGACAUGAAAAAUGUGAAGAAUGUUCUUCGUGUCUGCGACCCAGUCUCAACAGAUCAACAUGUGUUUCCAAAGAGGUAGAGAAGUUCUCCAUUCUUAACGGCGAUUCUUUUAGCGUGGCGGUAUUUGUAGCCAGCUCAGUUGGGAUAUUCUGUAAUGGCUUUGUGAUGGUAACUCUGAUCAGGAACUCCGGCACACCCAUAGUCAAAGCCUCGUCUCCUCAGUUAUGUUACAUCAUGUUGGUGAGUCUGAUGGUGCUCCUGACAGCCCCUAUUCUCAUGGUAUCGGGUCCUGGGGACACCACGUGUCCACUACAACGGUACAUCAUUGGUUUGGGAACUGUCAUACCUUUAGCUGUGCUCUUCGCUCGUACAAACAGGAUUAAUGUGAUAUUCAAUAGACGAUCACUGCUGACUAGCCAACUUCAAAAAAUGAUCAUGAGCAUAAAAUAUAACAUUCUUUUAGUGGGCAUCUUUGCAGCAAUUCAGUUAGGUAUCUGUCUAGCACUGCACAUCUACCACGAAGAAAAGGUAAACAACCAAACACUGCACGUUAAAACUCUGUGCAGUCUUGAUGUUGGCGAAAACAACUUCAUGAUGUGCAACGAACACAGAAUGGAUUUGGUUUAUUUGUGGAUUGGAUAUGUUUGCGCCAUGAUACUGGCAACUACUUGGUUCGCCUAUAAGACCAGGAGACUGCCCACUAACUUUAACGAAGCAAGGUAUAUCUGUCUGGUAAUGUUCGUCAUCAUCGUGUUAACCAUCUCCACAAUCUCAACCUACAUCAUGCUCAGCAGUCGGAAGAAUAUCAUGUACCAAUGUUGGAGCAUCAUUAUUGCCGUCUAUUCUAUCCUGGGUGUUAUCUAUGGACAGAAAAUGUACGUUAUAUACAUCAUUCCGGAGGCAAAUAUAAACUGUGAUACGAACAUAGCAAUGAAGAAAUUCAUCAAACAAGACUCUGAUCAGAAAAACAAUUCCAACAGCAGUUACUCUCAACUACUCAUCCGACAUCCCAGACAUCAGCCUACGGAAACAAGCCAAAUCAGUCAAUCUCUAUUAGAUUCGACUAGGACUAGAGAAGCAAAUGGAGACAGUCCAACUACACCGCUCUCUCCUCUGAGAGAGAACGGUUCAUCUGAUACUAAUAACCAUCCACCAACUGAGAGAACCGAUAGUUCGAGCAGUAACGGGGAAAAGAAGAUGACAGUGGCAGAAAAGAGGGCUCGGUUCCGCAAGGGAUACGUCAGAAAGGGAAGACUAGCAAAGACGAUGUCGGAGGAAAGAGAGAACAACAGACUUCUUGUAAGAGAUGAGCGGAUUGUAAGCGUCAAGAACGAGAAAUCUUUCCAGUCAAAUUCAAUGUCAUCAGCUGACAAUAUGUUCAGUUCUUCAGUUACUGAGAGUCUUACUUCUCUUAACAGAUCAGACCCUGCUUUUAUUGAAGUGUAA
Molecule: messenger RNA, 2850 nt
Organism: Bolinopsis microptera
Lineage: Eukaryota; Metazoa; Ctenophora; Tentaculata; Lobata; Bolinopsidae
Product: metabotropic glutamate receptor 4-like
Biological process (GO): G protein-coupled glutamate receptor signaling pathway; regulation of synaptic transmission, glutamatergic
Cellular component (GO): plasma membrane
Molecular function (GO): adenylate cyclase inhibiting G protein-coupled glutamate receptor activity
Source: RefSeq, a predicted model, not a curated record